Molecule: messenger RNA, 2630 nt
Organism: Notolabrus celidotus (New Zealand spotty)
Lineage: Eukaryota; Metazoa; Chordata; Actinopteri; Labriformes; Labridae
Gene: plppr4b
Product: phospholipid phosphatase-related protein type 4
Exons: 7
Coding region: 2-2506 (834 amino acids)
Biological process (GO): phospholipid dephosphorylation; signal transduction; phospholipid metabolic process
Molecular function (GO): phosphatidate phosphatase activity
Source: RefSeq, a predicted model, not a curated record
CAUGUCUGCGAGAGACAAGGGGAUCCUGACCAAAGACAGCGUCAGCCUGCUGCCCUGUUUCUACUUUGUAGAGCUGCCCAUCCUGGUAUCUUCAGUGGUCAGCCUGUACUUCCUGGAGUGGACAGAUUUGUUUAAGCCAGUGAAGUCUGGGUUCAACUGCCACGACCGCAGCCUGAGCCUGCCCUACAUCGACCCCAACCAUGAGGUCAUCCCUCUGCUGAUGCUCCUUAGCCUGGCCUUUGCUGGACCUGCCAUCACGAUAAUGAUCGGGGAGGCCAUCCUGUUCUGCUGUCUAUCUCGGAGGAAGGGUGGGGUUGGGGCUGAGGCGAACAUCAACGCUGCUGGCUGCAACUUCAACUCUUUCAUACGCAGAGCUGUCCGCUUCGUUGGUGUUCAUGCCUUUGGUCUCUGUGCCACGGCGCUCAUCACUGACAUCCUCCAGCUAAUGACAGGCUACCCAACCCCCUACUUCCUUACUGUGUGCAAACCCAACUACACCACGCUCAACGUCAGCUGUGAGCAGAACCCUUACGUCAUGGAGGACAUCUGCUCAGGAGCCGACCCCACAGCCAUCAACCAGGGCAGAAAAUCCUUCCCGUCACAGCACGCCACCCUCGCAUCCUUCGCCGCUGUCUAUGUUUCCAUGUACUUCAACAGCACUCUGACAGACUCAUCCAAGCUGCUCAAGCCCCUGCUGGUCUUCUCCUUCAUUAUCUGCGCCAUCAUUUGUGGUCUGACCCGGAUUAUCCAGUACAAGAACCAUGCCAUUGACGUCUACCUGGGCUUCCUGCUUGGAGGCGCUAUUGCUGUCUAUCUGGGUUUGUAUGCAGUUGGAAACUUUCAGCCAAGUGAGGAGGUCAGCACCAGCCCCCCUGCAAUCCUACACCGACCCCCCUGCUCCUUGCCCCACAUCAGUCAGGAGGCCGUCCUCCAUCACCUGCAAAUGAAAGCUAGCCUGGCCGCGGAGGCUGGCAUACCCGCUGCCCACGCUGAGGGCCUCUUGCAUCGAGGCCUUCAGCAGCAAAGGCCUGAAGACAGUCUGAAGCGCUCCAGUGCAGAUGUUGAGGUGAUCUCCCCACGCAGCCCUCAGAGCAAAGAUGCCUUUGUGACCUUUAGCCACACUCUUCCUCGGGUCCAUACCCCCCAGGCCAUGGCAGCGUAUGAGGAAGCGGCCAGACGUCAUGCUGCCACCCUUCAUCAUGCCUCCAUGGACUCCAGUCGCUCAAAGCAGCUUCUAUCUCAAUGGAAAAGUAAGAACAACCACAAAUGCACCCUGCAGGUCCCAGACUCCUACUCCUCUUCUAUUGACUCAUCAUCCGGCCAUUCCUCUCAGCAUCCACACCACCAUGGUAGUAUGGAGCUCCGAUCCAGCUCUGAGCCAUUAGCUAUGGGCAUGAAUGGCGGAUUUGACGCACAUGCAUACAUGGCCAAACUAGCUUCAGGUGCGUGUAACACCCUGCCCACUAACUGCAGUGGUAUCACAGGAGGAGCCAGGAUAGCCAUGCAGUCUAGACCUGGGUCUUCACAGCUGGUCCACAUACCUGAGGAGGCUCAUGAGAAUUACAGCACUAUAUCCCCAAGGACGGGGGAAGGAGGAGGAAGUGAGGGGAUGUCAACAUUAAAUAGCACAGUUCAAGCCAACUGGCACAGGGCAGCAGAGAAGAGUGCAGCCUGCAGGACUAAUGAUAAUGGGCAUAACAACCAGCCACGAAUUAUGCAAGUCAUUGCUAUGUCCAAGCAGCAGGGCCUCCUACAGACCCAUUCUAAGAGCUUAGAUGAGAGCAGCAUUGGCUGUAGCACAACUGGGAGUUGCCAAGGCUCGGCCCGCUUUAGGGCACUAACUGAUCAAGACCCCACCAGCAGCAUAGGGCCCAGCUCACUCGGUAGCACCACAGGCAGUAUUUCAGGGAGUACUGGAGCAAUUGUCAGAAUAGAGGCACACCCUGAGGCCAACAGGCCAAUCAUCCAAGCUCCAUCCACAGACGGAUCUGGAUCAUGGAGGUGGCGGUCCCUGGAUCAUGGAACUGGAGGUGGUGGAUGUACAGGCCCUAGUGGAGCAGGAGCAGGAGGAGGAGGAGGAGGUAGUUUGAGGCAGUCGUUUGAGCUCAAUGAUCUUAAUAGAGACUCAGAAAGCUCAGACUCAAUACCUGAAGGGUCGAUUGAUCGGAAGCGUGCCAAUCACAUUGUUACAACCACUGCCACCGUUAGCACCCCACCUAUAGUUACUGUUCACACCCAGAACACCGGCCAGUCAGAGCAGAGGCUCCAUCCCCAGGGCAUUUCUACCAUCAGGGUUACUCCGGGAGACGGUAGUGUGUCUGGAUCUGCCGGAGGAGUAGGUGGAGAAUCUGCCUCCGAUACCCACUCAGUCGCCUCCAGUCGUGAAUCGACACUACGGAGGAAAGGCAAUAAUAUCAUCCUGAUUCCUGAGAGAGCCAACAGCCCCGAUAAUGCGCGAAACAUUUUCUACAAGGGAACAUCAAUAACUCCUGCUUUUAGGGAAUAGUUUACUAAAUUACCCCUGAAAAGAUGUAGCUAAUAAUACCAGAGAGGUGGAUUUUCAGAAAGCCCCAUAUCUGUGACGUUUCCCACCAUUGUAUAAACCAUAACUACAAAAAAAAGGUUUUAUU